This is a messenger RNA of Poeciliopsis prolifica (blackstripe livebearer), 2062 nucleotides long. Its product is annotated as Krueppel-like factor 10. Gene Ontology annotation, biological process: regulation of transcription by RNA polymerase II. Lineage: Eukaryota; Metazoa; Chordata; Actinopteri; Cyprinodontiformes; Poeciliidae. The record is from RefSeq and is a predicted model, not a curated record. The transcript is spliced from 4 exons. Gene Ontology annotation, molecular function: DNA-binding transcription factor activity, RNA polymerase II-specific; RNA polymerase II cis-regulatory region sequence-specific DNA binding. The coding region runs from base 173 to 1519 and encodes 448 amino acids.
AGAGGAGAAGAGCGGGCAGCAUUAAAAUCUGCACUCAGACAUUCACGCACAGACGACAGGGCUGACCUAAAGGUGAAACCUAAAGACUGAUACCUUGGGAAAAUUACAAAAAAAAAACAAAACAAAAAAAAAAAAACAAUCCACCAUAGAUAUCUCUAGAGUGAAAGUUGAAAUGGACCAAAGAGAGGUGUUGGACACCCUCUCUGAUUUCCAGCCUUCUUCAAUGGGUGCAGGUGACCUGCGGGCCGUGGAAGCUCUGAUCUCCAUGACUGAGCACUGGAAGAUGAGGAACUGCAGGCCCAAACAGCCCAGACCCCUCACCCCCUCCUCAGAAUGCUCGGAGGAUGACGCCGGGCCCCCCUGUCCUUCUGCGAUGCAUGAGUCGUCUUUUUGCAUGACGCCACCCGACAGCCCACCCCACUGUGAGGCCGCCCUUUCAGGGUCACUGCCUAAGCUGCAUCACUCUCCAGAGGAUUCAGCCAUUUCCCAGAAGUACCAGUGCACUAGCGUGAUCCGCCACACUGCGGAUAUCCAGCACUGCUCCUGUAGCACUCAUCAACCCUUGCAAGAAGUCACAGCCUCGGCGUCUCUUGUGCAGGACUCUAAAACGAAUGUGGACGCCUCUAACAGCUGGACUAACAGAGACUCUGAUAAGACUGUUGCAAAACAGAAAACCUCCAAAAGUGAAUCAGCGCAUUUUGAACCCAGCCAGAUCCAGAUGAGUGGGAUAAAACUAGACGACAGAUCAAACACGGCCCCUUCAGCUCCGGCUGGAAUCACUCUCGUUUCUCGUGUACCAGUCUUCAGCCAGAUCGUCCCCGUGUCCUCCACAUCCACCGCGAGACCGCAAAACAGUGUCACAACCUCUUCGUCUGUUGCAUUAGCAAUCACGACCUCACACACUUCACAGCAGGAGCUUGGAUCGCCACUGAUACCAACAGGUUCCCCUCCACACAUCCUGUUAGUAGAGGGUCAGGUGGUAAAAGGCCCUGUAGUGUUUCUUGUUCCCCAACCAUCUGUUCCUGCCGUCUGGAACCUUCAGCAAGCACACAUGACAUCUGGUGGCACCAGGUUUGCCCCUAUUGCCCCCGGUCCUGGGCGCGCCGCGCUGGAGCAAAGGAGCGCCGCUCUACAAAGAGAGUCUUCACGUGUGCGCAGCCAUGUUUGCCCUCAUGAGGAGUGCGGCAAGACUUACUUCAAGAGCUCCCAUCUCAAGGCCCACAUGAGGACACAUACAGGUGAGAAACCCUUCAAAUGCAAGUGGGAGGGCUGCGAGAGGCGAUUUGCUCGUUCGGAUGAACUUUCCCGCCAUCGUCGAACACACACCGGAGAGAAAAGGUUUACGUGUCCCAUGUGCCUCAGCCGCUUCAUGCGCAGCGACCACCUGGCUAAACACGCUCGACGACACUUUGUGGCGAGAAAGAAAUCCUUCUGGGCAUUAGGGAUCAGCCCCUCUGCAGACCUCUCUGCAUCCAUUGCUGUUAAAGUCUCCUCUACAAACACUCUCGUGAGACACUAAUUGCUGAAAGGCCAAAGACUGCGAAAACAAACAAAAACUUAUUGAGGCUGAAUUUGCAGAUAUUUAUGUUUUUCCAGUUAAAAAGUGCAACAGAGGUUAAGCACCGCUGUGUGUAUGGAGGAGAGGAAUCAAACUCUCUUCCAUGAACUUUUUUUCCUGCAACUUUUUGUUUUUCUGUCAAUCUUUUUUUUUUAUUUGACCAAAGUGUUUGUGCCUUAUAAAAUGUAUUAUUUUUAAACAAUGUUUGUGCAAUGUUUAGUUUUUGUUAGGAACACAGUACUACAAGGCAAACUUUGCAACAACAUUGAGGUAAAGGGUUUGCAUGUUUCUGAGGUAAUGAUAAUAGUUUGUCCUGUAGCCAGUAGGGAAGGUUGCUGGUUCAAACCCUGCUCCAUUUGUCUCACAUGUUGUUUAUUUGGGCAAGAUACUUCUCCCGUCUUGCCUGCCAGUGGUGGUCAGGGCCCAGAGACACCGAUGCAUGACAGCCCUGCUUUUGAGAAAAAUUCAAAACCCAGUAACACGCAGCCACAUCAAUGAGCUGUU